AUGACAGUAGAGGCCUCCCUGAGCUCAGUCUUGAAAGGAAGGAAAAACCAGGCUUCCCCAUUUGGACCUUGCGCGGCCGGCCUCGCCCGCCGGCUCCCAGGGGAGAAGGCGCGGGCCCGUGCGGGGCGCGGCCCCACCGCCUCGCACGCCGGGCCCCUCCCGCCGCAGAGGGCGCGCUCGCGCCCGGGCGGGCACCUGUCCCCUCCCCACCUUUGGCGGCUCCGCGGACCAAGCAAGGGUCCGACGCCCCACAGCCACUACCAGCUGGGGACCGCCGGCAGCAGGGCGAGCGCCGCAGGCCCAGUGGGCUGCAGGAAUCCUCCGAAACUUACAGUUUUCCUACAGCGUGCGCGUCACGGCGAGGUGACGUCACGGGCCCCGGCGUUCCGGGAGGUCAGGCCGCAGGGCGCGGACCACUCGGCCCCACGGCUCCGCCCCAGCGCGCCGGCGGGAGAGACGCCCCUUUGCUCAGCGGCCCCGCCCCCGCCGUGGGGCGCUGGGCGCAGGCGCGGAAAGCGCGGCCGCCGCCUGGCGGGCUUCGCAGGCCGGGACGCUUCGGGCGGGGGCUGCUUUGCUGGAGCUUCGUUUAAAGCGUGUGGCGGGGGUUCAAUAGAAGGGGACGAAGACCCCCGGGAACACAGCAAACAGGCUGUCGCCCAGGUGGUCGGAGUGGGACGCCAGAGUUGUGAGAAUCAAGACCAAGGGAAACAAAAUCCCACUCGGCAACCCCCACGCAUCCCUCUCAGCGCCCGGAUCUGGUCUGAAAGAUCUGUUCCCAGCAACAAAUCUAGACAAACGCUGCAAGAUGAAAGGAAAUCCAAACCUCGGAUCUUUAAGCCUGGGCCCUCUCUGCCCGUGAACUCUCUAUCCACAGAGUUUAACAGGGAGCCAACUUGCAAAGCAAAAACAUGGUUCAGCCCCAGCAUCAUAAGCAAAGCAUCAAAGGGUGAGGCAGCUCCUGUCAACCCUGGAGAAGAGUUCAGUUCAGAGCACCUGGAGGAUGGACCCACUGGCCUGGUAAUGGAGCGGGAGCUGCUAGAUUGUUUCUGCAAUAUAUCCCAUCUCCUCUCCACUCCGCCUUCUACCACCACUCUGGCCGUAGAUGAAAACCAGAAACAAAAAGGAGACCUUGGGAAUUUUGAAGAGAAAUUGGGAGGAAUCUUAAAGCUAGCAGGAGUGGCCAGUCUUCUGCCAAGUUCAUUCAGAAGAGUUUUUAAGUGGAAAAAAAAAAGUAUUUGCCCAUUUGAGAACUUUUUUUGAGAAGUCUUUUAAAUUGAUGUCUUUUUACUAAAGACUUCCUGUUUAAA
Equus caballus (horse) is the source of this 1307-nucleotide messenger RNA. RefSeq lists its product as uncharacterized. The record is from RefSeq and is a predicted model, not a curated record. NCBI's taxonomy places the organism in Eukaryota, Metazoa, Chordata, Mammalia, Perissodactyla, Equidae.